AAAGACGGUUCUCAUCAAUAACGAGGUCUCGAUUUUCGAAGCGAUAUUUUCACUGGAUACAUUUGUAAACUCGUGUGCCGAAUGUAAAUACGAAGAAGAGAACUCGAUGAAGUUUUUUUUUAAUAAUUCAUUACUCGUGACAUCGUGAUGUGAUGGUAGAACGCAAAUGAAAUACAGCCACUCAUGGAAAGCAGCCUUGAGACGUGAUUGUAGAAACGGCAGGCAAUGAUUUCUUUUUGCAUAUUCUUGAGAAUAUUUACAUUAGAUAUACAUACAAGUGUACGCUUGGUUAAGAGAUAUAGAACAAAAUAUAGUUUAGCAAUUACGAUAAUCACACGUCUGUCCCACUCUUUGCUUUUUUCUAACUGUGACGUCGCUCCGGAUUAAUUCCAUUUAUAUAAGUCAUCAUAUUUAUACAUAUCCUUUUUAUACCCACACAUAUACGCGAAAGUUUAAUUGCUACGGUUGAUAUUUAAUUAACCAGACAAAGUUGCAUCAUAUGUGUCUCUAUUCGACUGUUAAUCAAAUUUGAUAUAUUUUAUGGAACCAGAUUUUUGGACCUUGUGAAGUGUCUGAUAUCUUAUUGUUUUAUAUAUAAAGUUGAGUAAGGAAGUGAUGCAGCUGUACUUUGAUUGUCUACAUAAAGUUAUUCUACAAAUCUGACAACUUGCGCAAAUGUUUGUACAUAGAAGCAAUAUUGAUGUCGUCAAAUUUUCUUAUACAAGCUCCUACUAAAUUGCACUUCAGAAAUGCUGAUGGGGAAAAGUUAACCCUGGAAGAGAAAGGAAGCUCAAAUGCUGACAACAUCAUAAAUUUUGUUCUGCAAAGCAAGAAACGUUUCAGUAUCAGCUUGUGCCUAGCAUUUUUCUGUGCAACUCUGAUUUUAUGGAUUAUAUCAGGAACUUCAGUCCUAUUUGUCAUAUCAACAUGUAUUUUAACAUUACAAUAUAAAUUAUUUCUUACAUCUAUCAAGCAAGAUACAUUGCUGGUUGUAGAAUCUAUAGGUGUACAUAUUGAGAGUAAACGGAUAUUUGGCAUUUUUACGUCUACCGAAUUCUUACCAUGGGACACGGUGGAGGACAUAUUUAUCGGUGAGGUCAUAAAAGGGCAAAGGGUGCUUUACUGUCUUACAAUUAUUGUGAGAGAGUCGGUCGGCAGACAGGACUCCAGGAGGUUGGUUCCGCUGUUCCAAGAUCUGCUGCCUCAAAGAAAAUGCCUGGAAUACAUAUACACACGCUUAGCCAACUUAAUUGGGUCAACCAAGAGAAGGAGUCCCUCUUAACCGUGCCCGGCUCUUACUGGCUGUAUUACAAGAAAAAUAUAUACAAAUUUAUCUUUAAAUAUCACCGUACAGCGAAAAACACCGCGCAAUUUUCGUACGGAAGAGAAUUAUUUAAGAUCAUUCGAAGGAUUAUCAAAUGCCAUCCGACGCAGGGUCAGCAAUUUCGCACGCAGCACCUCCUCGUCACUUACAGUUGUACGUCGUGGACACGCCAGGACAAGAUGUUCGCGAUACUGAAGUUCCAGCAACGAAGCAACGCCGCGGCAUAUUCACACGCGUUCGUGUUGACCAUAAAGAUCUGCACGGAGGAGGAGCGAUCGAUAUUCGACUUGAGAUAUCCGAUCGUCAGAGAAGCCAACGCGCUUGCUGCUUUCAACGAUUCGGAUGAUGUCGCGGUUAUUGACGAGAAGGCCACGAAAACUGUGAUACAAGCUGCCGACAAAGAGCCUUCCAGGAAAAGCAGGGUGCAUCUGAGCAAGAGAAUCAAUCAGAUUUUGAAGCAUAGCAAGGACAAGAUAUCGAACGAAACAUCAGCGCCGGUAAAUUCCACACUGCGGAAUGACAUUGUAGAAAAAUCCACCGACGGUCGCGAGAAGUCGAACGGAAGAGUGAAAAAUGCGACAACGUGUAGCGCAACCGAAGUGCUGCUCGUCGAUGAACAUAGCGCGGAACUUGGCGAUGGUGCGAUUAAGUCUACGGAUUGCGACAGCAGAAGACCUAGAGGAAAGGACACGGAGGAAAGUUUCGUUGCUCAGAGGCAGGAUCGGUCGAGGGCGGCGAAGAAGAAGGAUGAGAUUCAAGUUGAGCAGACGGACGUCGGGACAAUGUCGGACGACGUCGACGUCGAAAAACUAUCGAAUAAAAGCGACGAAGACUCAGGGUGGAAAGAACGCGUCAACAACGAAGCCGAUGAGAUUGUCGCUGACACCAGCAAAACACCGCAUCGACCGCAUUUCAUCAAGAAAGACGGGGAUAACGCGAAGCAAGAUCGGGCGAGAUCCACCGCCACGUCUUCGUCGAUUCCCGACAAGUCGGUGCGGGAUUCUCAGCAGGACACGUCAGACGUGAGCGAGAACGUCGUGUUGCAGACGGAAGGUGAGAAGGUCAAAAAAGAAUCCACGCGGGAAGAAGAACGUGACGGGACAGCCAACAAGUCGGCAGACAAGCGGCUGGCCUCGACUCGCGCGGUCGAUGAUCGCGCGCAGGCGACCACUUACAGCAAAUCGCACAGAACGCGCAAGCAAAGGAGCAGCCGGGAGUGCUUCGAGAGGAAAACCGUGGCGGACGACAAGCUGUUGCGCUCCUCCAACAUCACGGAUCUGGUGAUGGAGGGUCUCAUGUUCACCAUCCGGCAGGGUCAAGACAGCGUGGCGGUGAUCGAGCAGAAGACCAAGCUGGAGGUGGACGAGGUGCUGGAGAAUUCCGAGAAGGCCGAGACCGAGGCCGGGGAGAAGUGUCUGCUGAACUCGAGCCUGCUGGGACUGGAGAACCUGGUGACCAUGAUCGACCCGCCGCGCGACAAAGACGAGCAGAUGCAAAAGAUGAUCGGCAACAGCGCGUAUUCGUCGCCGCUCAAUGUCAACGACACCGCGUGUCGUCUCGACGAUAUUGACUAUGUCGAUGAAACGACGAACAAAUCGAGCGUUUCUGAUUACGAGCAGUGCAACAUCGCGGACCGAUUGAGCCCGGAACGUGGAUUCUGUGGGCAGCAACAACGAGCUUGUUCGAACGUCGCGACGAACGACGACAGCUGCCCGACGGACAGAGACGCGAUGGGGAAGAAAGAACGAUCGAUGGAAUGGGAGGAUGACGGUGAACGGAAUGAGGAAUGCGCGCAACAAAGUUACGUCGAAAUAAUCAACGAGGAAAAGAGAGAAGAAAUCGACGAAGUGAUAUUGGAGGGCGAAGAGAUUAUCGUUCCCGAGGUAUUUCCUUUGACGACACAUUCACCCGAGAAGGCCGACGCAGGCCCGCCAAGUCCAGGGUUUUCGACGGACGAAAUGGAUGUCGAAGAGGUCGACAAAUGGGACACAUCCAUGAAAGACCAGGACGAAGGUUCAGCGCCACCGUUUCGCCUUUCUUCGUCCAACAAGGUGCCUAUAAGCGAAAUCUCGACGACCUCUGAGAAGAGAUCCAGCUCGGAUAAGCGAGAGGUGAAUGUCCCGAGGGUGAUCUCGAACAAGACGAUCACCGUCGACCAAAUGCCACUGGCGCUACAGAAGAUGCUGCGACACACACGCAGGUUCCCGCCGGCGACUGCCGCCAGCAGGACUCCACCUGCGCCCAACAACCAGAGGAAGACGCAGAGCGCGACAUCUGCGGAGGAUGUGAUUUCCGAGACGAGCUCUUGGUCGGAUUCCACGCCGAUUCCACGUGAUAUCCGUUGGCAGCAGCAGCAAGCUCAUUCGGAUAUCGCGACCAGCAACAGCUACUCGACGAACGAAGACGCGAUAGAGAAUAGGGAGCAAUCAAUGGAGUGGGAAAAUAAUGAUGGUGAGCGAGAUGAAGAAUGCAUGCAGCAAAGCGCCUCAUCGAUGGGAAAUCGCGACGUGCGUCUCGAUACCGCGAGCGAGUCUGUCAUCGAGGUCGUGGAUGAUCUUGAGAAAACGAGGAACGAAGCCGAGGACGAGUCGCGCAUGAUGAUCGAUCUCGAGAACGACGCGGAGGCCAGCAACGACGAUGUGAGACACACGGUAGGGAAGAACAGGAACGAGACUCGGCGUACCUCGCAAACCACCCUGUCCGAGGCGCGAUACGACUCGCCGAGGAUGCUUCAGGACAUCACGGAGGACUUCUACCAUGAUUUGCACACGUACAAGAGCAACGCGAUUCAGCAACGGUGCCUCCGGCAACGGCGCAGAUCCAUGAACAGUCCGGAGGACGUUAAGAACGGCAAAAUGCGCAUUGAGAUGUUCAAGUUCAUUCAGGACAUGACGGAAGGCGCCAAGGUGGUGUUGAGGCGGUUGAAUAUGGAUAACAAGGUCUAGUUCUUCAUAGAGAGGAAAAUAGAAGAGGAUUUACCUCAAACGACCUGAACGUACGCGACACUGAAAGUGACCUUUAAGGUGACUUUCGCCAGACUGAGGUCGAACUGAUCGAUGAAUGAUAAUAAGAAUUGCCGACGACUCCAGUUUUGUAACUUGUCAUUCAACAAUAUGAAUACGACAAGUUAGUAUCUGUCUGCGUUAGAGCAAGAUGAAACAGCGUCCUUAUCUUGAAACUUUUAACCGCGCGUUAUACAGAUUUUCGCGCGAACAAAAUGUAUUACGAAAUAACUGCGCAGCGAUACGUUAACAACAACGAAAUUGUCGUUACGAGUUACCGAAUAAGGGUGCAGGUAAUACUUGACUGAUACGGCAAUUUUCAAUCGUCGAUCAGAUCCAUCAGAAUUUGGUGGGAGUCACCCUAAAAGACCCUGAAUACCCGCCUGAAGCCGGAGGACUCUAGCGUGCGAAUGGCUCGUCAUCCGCCCCGCUUCCAUACUUUGCUGUAUACUCUCGUGGACUCUCCGUACGACGACGUCCUGAAAUACGAACGAACUGAGCGAGGGAUCUUGGAAUUUUUUUUUUCUACACACUACCUCUCGCUCUUUUUUAAGUUUAUUUUUUAUUUUUUUUACUUUUAAUCGGAAAACGCGCGUUGCGCUGCACCGUCGGAAGUCACCGACGUUUCAGCAACUUUCGUGCUUGGACGGGAAUAGAACUCGACCUUGUUUUGCUCCUUUUUCUUUUAUACGAAACACCUUUCGUACGACUGACGGACGGGUGUACGAGUUGUAGAGAAUCUUCCAUAGUGAGCAACUCGCGUUGCCCCUCGCCGUGCACAUUUCAGCACCCGACGGGAGAGUUUUCUCUCGCCGAAGACUCCAGCCGGCGACUAGAUGGGCUGUCGUGACGUGGUUUUGUUAUGUAUUUUAUCAUGUAAACUGUUUAACUUGUAGGUAAACUUGUAGGUAACUGUUUAGCGGACAAUAUUUUAGCGUAGUCAGCAGUAACGGUUAAGAUUAUAAUGUAAAACAAUGUAUACACUGUUGUAAUAUAUGAACCUCACGGGGAAGGGGGAUAACUUA
Dinoponera quadriceps is the source of this 5351-nucleotide messenger RNA. RefSeq lists its product as uncharacterized. The transcript has 7 exons. NCBI's taxonomy places the organism in Eukaryota, Metazoa, Arthropoda, Insecta, Hymenoptera, Formicidae. The record is from RefSeq and is a predicted model, not a curated record. The coding region runs from base 1213 to 4269 and encodes 1018 amino acids.